This is a messenger RNA of Colletotrichum costaricense, 1638 nucleotides long. RefSeq lists its product as uncharacterized. NCBI's taxonomy places the organism in Eukaryota, Fungi, Ascomycota, Sordariomycetes, Glomerellales, Glomerellaceae. The record is from RefSeq and is a predicted model, not a curated record. The transcript has 2 exons. Bases 1 to 1638 code for a protein of 545 amino acids.
AUGGCGACGCACAUUCAGAGUCAGACGAGUUCGACAGAUUUCUCGCCGCUGGCCGAGGUGAAUCGGACUACUACUACUUCGGACAUGUUCAAGGCUGUCUGCCGAUGGUUCGGGAUUCAGAACGAUGCGGAAGCGCUUCGAGCUGACCCAGCACAUGGGGUUCAGGCUGUGCCAAAUGCUCAGGUAGUGAUUUCAAGAAAGAACGAGGGAUCUGUCGUUCACGCUUCUGGCGUGUCGUUUUCUUCUAAGCCUCGUCUGCCUCCGCCACUUGCCCCGAAGUCAAUCUCUUCAGAUGUACAUAUCCUGCCACACGAUACAGGAAACCAGCGUCCAGGUGUAUCCAAGGCCAAUUCAGCUCAGCAACAGCUUUCAAAUGACGCAUGUCCCAUAGCCGAUCCUUCGAUUCCUUCUAUCAACAUCACCACCCACGCCUCGCGACAGCAAUUUGUUGAUUAUGGCGCAAUUGUCUCCACUACGGAUCCUUUUGUCUGGAAGUUCCCGGGCACCAAGGUCUGGGUUGGUUCCGAGACCCUAUUUCCAAUUCCUGAAGAAGUCCAGACUCUAUGGGAACGCGUCAAGGGAGGUCUUUUAGCCACACUCGAAGCGGUUGAAGGAGAGAUGAUGAGGGAACAAUCACAAGAACCAAGUCUUAGAAAGAGACACGUUCGAAGGAGAAGAUUCAUGACCGAGCUGCGCAUGUCUGGCUGCUGUCAAAAACUUAAGACUGGCAAGGAUCGUAAGGUCAACCUUUAUCCUUGUGUUUGGAUUUUAUGUGGCAGCAAAUGGUGCCGCAACAAGAUCCGCAAAGCAACCGAAAGACUGGAGCUUCCCCAGAAUCUUUCUAGCCAGCGUAUCGAGGUCCACGAGGGUGGCCCAACUUUCAAUGCUUCUGAAGUCAACAUCCCUCGUUCGCAGCUUGACAAUGACCGGGCACUGGUUCCAGGCGUCGCUCAUUCUGGAGGCACGAUUCUCCAUCACAUCGAAGUUUCCCCAAAGCAGGAGUGCGGUUCAAUUUGUGGCAUACUCUGUUGCACCACAUUUGUCAAAGAUGGAAACGUAAUCGAUCAGCAUGUUUCACGCAUCGGAGGCGUGCUCACGGAAACAUUCUUCGACCUUGAUUAUAAGAUCUGGCCUCUUGCUUUGACUACGGCGCAUGGAAUUUUCGAUCUCCUUCUUUCUGAGGCCAGCGACGACUGCGAGCUGAAACCUGACUCAGGGAAGAGCAAGUACCUCCAGACAUCGGCAUCUGUCCAUUCUUCCGACUCCGAAUCAGUGUAUGACACAGACGAAGAAAGUAGCGAAUCUGAAGCAGAGAUUGAGGUACUAGGUGACAAGAGCGCAUCGAGCGUGACGAAAUGGACACGGGUUGAAGAUGUUGUCGGUAUCAACUUUAUGGGAGAGCGUCUCUCGUCUAAAGAGUUUUUUGACAGGGGUCCACCUGCCGACUAUACGAUCUUAAGAUCAGACGUGUUGAAUAGUUGUCGGAAUAUCAUCUCGUCGGAUCCAAGUGUCGAAGUCACGACAUUUGUGCUCAACUCUCAUCUCACAUCCGGGCCAGUAUCGUUGAUUAUUGGCGUUGACGAACUGUGGGAACCUCAGGGAUGUGGGUUUGCAGAGGCUCUGCCUUCUGCGGUAUGA